Messenger RNA from Cynocephalus volans (Philippine flying lemur), 5012 nucleotides. It is a transcript of the gene RPAP1, whose product is annotated as RNA polymerase II associated protein 1. The record is from RefSeq and is a predicted model, not a curated record. The transcript is spliced from 25 exons. Lineage: Eukaryota; Metazoa; Chordata; Mammalia; Dermoptera; Cynocephalidae. Gene Ontology annotation, biological process: transcription by RNA polymerase II. The coding region runs from base 445 to 4635 and encodes 1396 amino acids.
GGAAACACGGCGCCGCGGCGAAAGAUGGCGGCGCCCAGGCGGACCUCGAGCGAGUAGGUGGCGAGGCUACGGACUUCAGGUGACGGCGGAGGACCAGGGGCAGGGUGUCCAGUUCCUUUGUCGGAUCCCGCCCUAGAGUCUUUUGUCUGCACCGGAGCAGCUGUGACCUCUUCGGCGAAUAGAUCUAGGGCACGACCCUUCCUCCACGGGCGGCAGAGGCUGAGACUCGGUGACUUCUCAUUGCUGACUCGGGUGGUCCCAGAGACUUAACUGGAGAACCCGAUCGUCAAGCCCUAGGGUCAGUGGUGAGACCCCUCUCGGGGUUGGAUCCUGGCACUGGACGAUAGGUUGCAAUGGGUAAAUGAGACGGGAUCCCCACACAGAAGCAGUGCUGGGAAGCAGUACUGGAAAGAGUCGUACUGGGGAGGCAGCUGGAGCGUCAAGAUGUUGUCAAGACCAAAGCCAGGGGAGUCCGAGGUGGACCUGCUGCGCUUCCAGAGUCAGUUUCUUGCUGCUGGUGCAGCCCCAGCAGUACGAUUGGUGAAGAAAGGAAAUAGGAGACGUGGCGAUGCUAACCCAGACCAGCCUCUGCAGCAGGAACAUCGGGAUGUGGUGAUGUUGGACAAUCUCCCAGAUUUGCCCCCAGCUUUGGUUCCUGCUCCUCCAAAGAGAGCCAGGCCCAGCUCUGGCCAUCCCCUGCCUGAAGAUGAGGACCCUGAAGAGAGGUUGAGCAGGCAUGAUCAGCACAUCACUGCCGUCUUGACUAAGAUUAUUGAACGAGAUACGAGUUCCGUGGCUGUGAAUCUGCCAGUGCCCAGUGGCGUUGCUUUUCCCCCUGUAUUCCAUCGCUCACAGGAAAGACAGAGGAAGCCAGCAACAUCUGGUAAGAGAAGCAUCUUUGCCCAGGAAAUUGCAGCAAGGAGGGUGUCUGAAGCCAGGGUCCCAUCAGUUGGGGAAGUUUUGCCUAAUCUGGAUCCACCAGAAGGUGCUAUGACCUCUGAGGCAUCCACUUCUAGGGAGCAGGAUGACCAGCUUCCCGUGAGCAGCCACAGCUUUCAGGGACCCCAUCUUGUCACAGGGAAGGGGCUCAGGGGCUGGGAGGCUGAGAAGGAAGCCCAGACCAUCCAUGAAGAGAAUGUAGCAAGACUGCAAGCCAUGGCUCCUGAGGAGAUCCUGCAGGAACAGCAGAAGUUGCUGGCUCACCUUGACCCCAGCUUAGUUGCCUUCCUGAGAUCUCACAGCCGUACCUGUGAGAAAGCAGGAGAGGAGGCCACUGAGGGGGAGAGGCCAGGUGUUCAUGUCACCAAAGAGGAACCCAUCAUGUCAACAUCAGCCAAUGAGCCCAGGAAGGAAGACAAGCUAAAGCCAGGAGCCCCAGCUCUAGCACUGCCCUUGACCCCCCACAAAGAAUGGCUGCACAUGGACACUGUGGAGCUAGAGAAGCUCCAUUGGACCCAGGACCUGCCCCCACUCCAGCGGCAGCAAAUGCAAGAGAGGAUGCAGGCCCGGUUCAAUCUUAAGGGAGAGCUGCUGGCCCCUGAUGUGGACCUUCCCACCCAUCUGGGCCUGCACCACCAUGGAGAGGAGGCGGAGAGAGCAGGGUACUCCCUACAGGAGCUGUUCCACCUGACCCGCAGCCAGGUGUCCCAGCAGAGAGCACUAGCACUGCAUGUGUUGACCCAGGUCAUUGGCAGGGCCCAGGCUGGUGAGUUUGGGGACCAGCUAGUGGGCAGUGUCUUACGCCUCCUUUUGGAUGCUGGUUUCCUCUUCCUGCUGCGCUUCUCCUUGGAUGACAGAGUGGAUGGGGUCAUCGCAGCUGCCAUUCGCGCUCUUCGGGCUCUGCUAGUGGCUCCUGGAGAUGAGGAGCUCCUUGACAGCACUUUCUCUUGGUACCAUGGAGCUUUCAUGUUCCCUCUGAUGCCCAGCCAAGAGGACAAGGAGGAUGAGGACGAGGAUGAAGAACCCCCAACAGAAAAGGCAAAAAGGAAGAACCCUGAGGAAGGAAGCCAUCCUGCACCUGACCUGGCCCGAGAUGAUGUCAUCAAGGGGCUCCUGGCUACCAACCUGCUGCCUCGGCUGCGCUAUGUACUGGAGGUGACCUGCCCAGGACCUGCUAUGGUUCUUGACAUCCUGGCCGUGCUCAUCCGCCUGGCCCGGCAUUCCCUGGAGUCAGCCACAAGGGUCCUGGAGUGCCCUCGGCUGAUAGAGACCAUAGUUCGAGAGUUUCUGCCCACCAGCUGGUCCCCUGUGGGGGUGUGGCCUAUCUCCAGUCUACACAAAGUGCCCUGUGCUCCUGCCAUGAAACUCCUUCGUGUCCUGGCCUCGGCUGGUAGGAAUAUUGCUGCCCGGCUGUUGAGCAGCUUUGAUCUCCGGAGCCGCCUAUGUCGCUUUAUAGCCGAGCCUCCCCAAGAACUGGCCUUACCUCCAGAAGAAGCCGAGAUACUGAGCACGGAGGCCUUCCGUCUGUGGGCUGUGGCUGCCUCCUAUGGCCAGGGCGGUGUCCUUUACAGGGAGCUAUACCCAGUGCUGAUGCGGGCCUUGCAGGCUGUGCCUUUGGAGCUUAGCACUUGUCCACCUCAGCCCCUGUCCAUGCAGCGGAUAGCCUCAUUGCUCACUCUCCUCACACAGCUGACCCUGGCAGCCGACAGCACCCCUGAACCCACCAGGGACUCUGCUGAGGCCAGCCUGUCGGCCACCCCUUCCUUGAUCACUUGGACACAGGUUUCUGGCCUCCAGCCUCUCGUGGAGCCAUGUCUAAGGCAGACCUUGAGGUUGCUGCCCAGACCUGAGAUGUGGAAUGCCCUGGGCCCAGUGCCCACUGCCUGCCUGCUGUUCCUGGAUGCCUACUACCAGGCCUGGAGCCAGCAACCAAGCUUGUGCCCGGGGGAUUGGCUUCAGGACAUGGAGCGCCUGUCAGAGGAGCUGUUGCUGCCACUGCUGAGUCAGCCCACUCUGAGCAGACUGUGGGAUUCCCUUAGGCACUGCUCCCCUCUCUGCAAUCCGCUGUCCUGUGCUCCGCCCCCUGAAGCUCUCCCCAGCCUCGUGUCACUGGGCUGCGCAGGAGGCUGCCCCCCUCUCAGUCUGGCUGGCUCAGCCUCACCCUUCCCAUUCCUCAUUGCCCUCCUCUCUGUCUUCAAUACAUUGGCCCGGAUCCACAAGGGGCUAUGUGGCCAGCUGGCUGCCAUAUUGGCUGCCCCAGGACUCCAGAACUACUUCCUCCAGUGUGUGGCUCCUGGAGCUGGCCCACACCUCACACCCUUCUCUGCAUGGGCCCUGCGCCACGAGUACCAGCUGCAGUACCUGGCACUCUCCUUGGCCCAGAAAGCGACAGCACUCCAGCCAGUGCCGGCCACCAAUGCUGCCCUCCAUCAUGGUAUGGCCCUGGCCCUGCUGAGCCGGCUGUUACCUGGAAGUGAGUACCUUGCCCAGGAGCUGCUGCUGAGCUGUGUAUUCCGGCUGGAGUUCCUCCCAGAAAGAGAAUCAGGAGGUCCAGAGGCAGCUGAUUUCUCUGACCGACUAUCCUUAGGGAACAGCAGGGACCCUCAGUGUGGGCGAGGGACUCUACUAGCUCAGGCCUGCCAGGAUCUCCCCAGCAUCCGUAGCUGCUACCUGACCCACUGCUCACCGGCCCGAGCCAGUCUGCUGGCCUCCCAGGCUUUGCACCGAGGGGAGCUACAACAGGUCCCAUCCCUGCUGCUGCCCGUGCCUAAGGAGCCGCUGCUGCCUGCUGACUGGCCUUUCCUGCCAUUGAUUCAUCUCUACCACCAGGCUUCAGACACUCCUUCAGGUCUUACUCCCACUAAUACCAUGGAAACAGCUGUACGGGUCCUGCAGUGGGUGCUAGUUCUAGAGAGCUGGCGCCCCCAGGCCCUCUGCGCUGUGCCUCCUGCUGCCCGCCUGGCACGGCUCAUGUGUGUGUUUCUGGUGGACAGUGAGCUGUUCCGGGAGACCCCAAUACAGCGUCUGGUGGCAGCCCUCCUUGGCCAGCUCUGUCAGCCUCAAGUCCUGCUAAGCCUCAACCUGGACUGCCCACUUCCUGGCCUGACAUCUUUCCCUGACCUCUAUGCCAACUUUCUGGAUCAUUUCGAGGCUGUCUCUUUUGGGGACCACCUCUUUGGGGCUCUGGUCCUUCUUCCCCUGCAGCGUCGGUUCAGUGUCACCCUGCGCCUCACCCUGUUUGGGGAGCACAUGGGAGCCUUGCGAGCUCUGGGCCUGCCUCUGACCCAGCACAUCUCAUUUCCCCUGUCACAGUUGCCUGUAUCCCUGGAGUGCUAUACGGGGCCUCCUGAAGACAACCUGGCCCUCCUUUGUCUCUACUUCCGGGCCCUGGUUACUGGUGCACUCCGUCCACACUGGUGCCCUGUGCUCUAUGCUGUGGCUGUGGCUCACGUCAAUAGCUUCAUCUUCUUCCAGGACCCAAAGAGUUCAGAUGAGGUAAAAGCUGCCCGCAGGAGUAUGCUGCAGAAAACUUGGCUGCUGGCUGAUGAGCGUCUCAGGCAGCACCUCCUCCAUUAUAAGCUUCCCAGUUCUACCCUCCCAGAGGGCUUUGAGCUGUAUUCCCAGUUGCCACCUCUGCGUCAGCAGUACCUCCAGAGACUAACGUCAGGACUCCAAAAUGGGAUAUCAGAGACCUAGAACAGUCACUAUGGAUGGAGAGAUGGAUACAUUCUCCUGGAGUUCACCAACAGAUGCCUGGCCAGACAGAAGGGCAUUGUAUCCCAAGGGAAGGGAGGAGACAAAGGAGCAGAAGGCUUGCCUUCCUGGGAGCAGAUUGUUUGAGCUCUUUUGGAGCAGAAUGAGCCCUACCAUUACAUCGUGAUUUCUGACACUCAGUAUCUGGGGCUUCUGAGGGUCUGUGCUGGGAGUGAAGGGUGACUUAGCUAUUUACCCCCUCUUUGGGAACAGGACAAACUAAGUACACCUCUCCUUACCUACAUCCAACCCCCACCUCACGCCAUGGUAUGUGAAUGCUAUAGCUGUGUAUUAAAAUAAAAAAAUUUUUAAUCUGGGAA